UCAGCCUCCCAUGUAGAUAACUCAGACGUGCUUCAUACAUACAGGAGGGUGUUAGGUUUGGAAUAAAAUGGCUUCUUUAGCGUUGGAUAAUCCUGCUUUGUAUCAAAAUGCCCAGUUAUUAAACUGGGUUUAUAUGGGCGAUCAGACUCAACAAAAUGGGGCGUCUCUUUACACAACAAGUGACCCUUGGACCAACCAGCCCGUCAACUCAAACGUGAGUACGGUCUCGUCUAUGUUCAAGUACCAACGACAGCCGGAUCCUUGGUCAACCAGCACUGUGAACACCAUCAACGCUGUUGCUCCGAACCCAUUCCAAGUGUCACCAUAUGGCAGUGUGAAUGACCUUGCGGACCAGUUUAGUGACCUUUGCCUAACAUUACCUAAGCCAAGCAAGCGCCCUCCAUCAACUUAUCUAUGCCAUCUUUGUUUUACAAAGGGACAUUUUAUAAAGGACUGUCCACAGGCACGUCCUAAAGGUGAGGGUCUGACCCCUUACCAAGGGAAGAAAAGGUGUUUCGGAGAAUACAAGUGUCCCAAAUGUAAAAGAAAGUGGAUGUCUGGGAACUCCUGGGCAAACAUGGGGCAAGAGUGUAUAAAGUGUCACAUCAAUGUCUUCCCUCAUAAACAGCGCCCUCUCGAGAAGCCAGAUGGUUUGGAUGUAUCUGAUCAGAGUAAAGUUCAUCCCCAGCAUCUCUGUGGCAAGUGCAAGAUGCUUGGCUAUUACUGCCGUCGAAUGGAUUAGAGUUAACGUUUCGUAGGAUGGACAACUUUCGCACAACUGAUACACCCACAACUGUCUGAAGCGUCUAAAUGAGCAACUGUCUGAAGCAACAACUAGAUAUAUUGUCUACACCAACUGUUUGAAGUGUUAAUUCAUUGGAAAAAAGCUUGCAAGAAGGGCUUUUAAUGGCAGAAAAAUAUAAUUUUGAAAAUUUUCGAUCAUAGACUAAUGUACGAUAGUUGUAGAACUACGAACAUUUGUGCCUUGACUGAAAUGGUGCUUAAAAACAACACAUGUGUGAUAGCCAUUACCGGUAGUGCUUUUUGUUCCACUUCCAUAUUUUACCCAUAGAAGUUAAUUUAGAUUAGAGAUUAACUAAAAUAUUUGUAGAAUGAAGAAAUGUCUUUUUUUAAAAACCCAAAUGUUUAUUCAGUAAUAGUUGGUAUUACUAGUUGGCAUUACUUCUGUUGUAAAGUGUUGAGCAUAGUUUUAUAUCUUUCAUGUCUUAGGAAUUUGCAAAGAAUGAAAACUUGAGCAUUUAGAACAAACUGUAUGAAGAUAAAAUAUGUUUUCUUUGAUGACACUAUCUGACAUGAUCAGUAUGUAUUUCUAGAUUUUUUUACCAGGAAAUCUCCACAUGGAAUUCCAUUUUAUUAAUUGUUGGCAUCCUCUAGCUCUUGGCUAUUUACUUUACACAAUUAAUAAACAUGAGAUGCUUACCGUAGAUAAAUUCUAUGUCAGGGGGGAAACUCUACACUAUGUAAUGUUUCUUUAUAUCUCUUUAAGAUCUUAUUUAUCAUGGAUAUAAAAAUGAAAUCAAAAUCUUUAUCUUUGGUGCAUGUGUUGCUAAUCAAAUGUCUUACAUAAAUGGUAGAUUGUAAAUAGAUUUUAAUAAUAUAGGUAUGGCUUAUCCAACUAAAGUUUUUUUUUAACCCUUACUCUGCUAAAUUUCUAUAAUGACCUUGUCCAUGUUUUAAUUUGGACAGGAUAUUAACUGUUAAAAAAGGGUGCAUACCAAAAAGAUAGUGACUGAAUGGCAAACAGUGCAGAUCAUGAUCAGACUGCAUGGAUGUGAAGGCUAAUCAUGAUCUACACUGGUGGCAAAAGCAGAGUCAGUCGAGUCCAGCAUGAUAAGGGUUAAGAUAGCACCAUAUAAUGUUUUAAAUAAGUAAUUAUUACAAAUUUGAAGGAAAAAGAGGGUGUAAUCAUAUCUUGGGUAAGAUGUCUAUGGAUAAAUAUGUCUUAAGGAUGACUACCCGUAAUAGGCCUCAAUUUCACCAAAAGUGUACAUACAACUUGAUAAUGUAAGCUUUAGAAAUAUCAAACAAUAGAAAUAAGGUGCAUAUUGACAAGUUAUAUAGUGACAGAAGUUCUCAAAAUUUCCCUUUAGAUUACCUCCCCUGAUAAUUAUGGUUUUUCAUGAGUUAUCUCCCCUAAAAACUAGAAAAAAAUAAUUUUCUCCUUUUCCCUACGGGGAAUUUUAAAUUUCUUUUUGUUAUUUGUAUCAGAAUCAUAUAAUGCAACUUUCUACCGCAAAAUUUUCUCGAAACUCAAGUUCAAAUUCUCAUAAUCAAAGAAAUUAUAUAUUUCCCAUAGGCAUCAGUGUUAACUUCAAUACCGAUUAUCUCCCCCAAAAAUAAUAAAAUUUGAAACAUCUCUCGGUGAAACGUUUUUAAUUUUGAAUGUCUUUAAAGUGACAAAAUUUCUUUGAAAUAUUACCAUCCAGUUACAAGAUAUGAAAUAUGGCUAUUACACCAUGUUAUCCUUAAGGUAAAUGAUAAUUUUUGGCAGAAAAGUUGCUCCUUAACUGUAUGAUACCAUAAUUUUAGUUUAAGUUAUAUAGUUUCCUUCAUAUUACUGGUACUUAAAUUUUUGUUAUAUUCUGUUAUAUUACCAUGAAAUCACUUAAUUUUGUGAGUAUGAAAUUUAUAGGUUUUGAUAAAAAUAACUAUUUAAUGGGGUGAUGAAUUUGUGGAAAUUUUGAAACAUAUUAAAAUAAAUGGGAUUUUUCUUGGGUUUAAAUUUCAAGGAUUGAAACAACCAUAAAAUCCAUGAAAAAUAGUCCCCCUUGAAUAUUGAUGAUUUCACAGUUUUGUGUUAUUAAAAUUCUGCUAGAUUGUUUUCCUUUGUAAUUUAAUAGGAGUUCCUACACAUCUAUGUAUAUUUUCUCCAAGUUUAUAGUUCCUGUUCGUUUCAUCAUUUUUUAUAAACAUUGAGAGUGUUGAAAACACAUUUUGAUAGAUGUCAUAUUCCAGCAUACAUUUUGAUGUCUGGCAUUUGACAUAUUAUAGGUUGAUCUGUAGCAAAUGACAGGUGAGGGGCUUUUGGUAUAUUUUGGAAACCCAGAUUUGUUUAUAUCAAACAAGGCGGAAGGAAUAAACAGCUUCAUUCAUUUAAACACCUUCACAAAAUUUCAACAUUUUUUUCAAUAAUUCUAAGUUUUUUGUUUGGGAAAUGGUAUUUUUGAAACAUACCCAUUUUGAAAAUUUCUUUUUGUUAAGGUAUCCGACUACAACUGAAUGUUAAGUAUCUGACCACAACCAAAUGUCGGGUGUCUGACCACAACUGAAUGGUGGUUAUCUGACCACAACUGAGUGUUAGCAAUACUGGUUCAUACAGGCUCAAGAAUAUCAUAUUUCAUUACAGAAGGAAUGGAGGUCAAUCUUCAUUGAUACAUGAUCAUAUUUGGGAAAAUAAAAGCAUUAUAUUUGGAUUGAUUUGUAAUUGUUGCCAUGGUAACACACUUAAGGACCAGAUUUUGAAUAGUAUUCCUAUUUUGGCAGAAUGAUUCCUUUGUAAAAUUUUGCAGUAUCUUUUAUUUUUUUGUAUAAAAUUUACCAUAAAAUGUUGGUAUACUUGUGAGACAAGUGAUUAUCAUAGGCUGAAGGCCGUAAGAUUGGACCUUAGUUGGUAGUCCGUCCAGGGAUGUUUGAAUUUCUUAGUUAAAAACACAAGUGAGUUUGUAUACAGUUAGUUAAUUGAUGAAAGGUUUUUCAAUCAAUUACACAGAGGUGUUUAUUAAUCUGUAAAUUUUUGGGAUGUGAUAUAAGUCUAUUAGCAAGAUUUUUAUACAAGAAAGAUACUUUUGACAUUCGAUUAUUUUGGUAGCAUGUUUUUUCUUUUCUUUUUUAAGCAAGGGAAGCAAGUGGUCAUAGUAUUUAUUUGAUAAAACUUGAAAUGUAUAUAUCCUGCUUUUAAAGUACUGAUGGAAAUUAUAUGAGACACAUUUCCACGUUUUUUAUUUGAUCACUGUUCGGAACUUUUUUUAUCGAAGGGAUAUGUAUAUAUGUAUAUAUUGUAGUUUCUAUAAAAAGUGCAUGCUUAUAUAUUUGAUGUGAUUUUGAGAUUUUGCUUUGGUAUACUUUAUAGUGUUCUUUCCAAUUUUUAUUGUUUUUAUAUAAAUAUAGAAAAAAUGCUAGUCAUAAAAAAUAUAUUCCACUUUUGACCUUUACGCAUUACAUUUUGACAGGAGGUAUUUCACAUGUUUGACAGCUGAAAGAGUGUUGGGUUUUGGCAUUUUGUUUGUGUUGUGAAAGUUAACCAUUCUGUUUAUUAAUAAGUUUUUGUUUUUUUUUUGUUGAAAAUAACAGAUUCAUUAGUUUUAAGUUCUUAAUUUAAGAUCUCUUGUUGAAACAAUAGUUUGAACAUUCUUCCAUUUUAUGAAAAUUGGUGAAUGUUUUAGGGUCCUUCAUCAGUGAUGUGCAAUUAGGUUUCACAUUAUAUUUAUAUCUACAUGAGAAAAUAUGUAAUUAAUUUCAUCACACUUUAAAAACUUCUGUUGAAGAAAUUGAUUACAGCGAGGAGUGUUCUUUAGAAACCAGUACUAAAUAAUUUAGUAAAUUAUGUUAUUUUCCUUAAAGUUUCCUAUUUUUGAAGGAGUUAUUUUUAGUUGCAUGUGUAUAUAUUAUACAUGUAUAGUUCAUAAUGGUUGUAGUAUAUUAGUUUAUGUCUAUUUAAAUAUAUUUUAAUUUAUAUAUUUUUAUCUUUCCAUUAUUAUGUUCUUCCAUUGUAGAAAGAAAUUUGAAAUGUUUCCGAGCAAGGUUGCCAAAAUUUAACUCCAGUCUUUGAGAAAAUGAGAAAAGCAGCAGAUUUUCUUUGAAAUAAAUACAAUAAAGAAUUCAGGCUUCCAUUCCUAGAUUUUAUAAUCUAUAUAAUUGAAUCACAUACUAAAAGGUAAAUAGCCACACCUUGAUUAAUGACUUGAAAAUAUUUUGCUGAGUGAAUUCUUGAAUAUUUUGCAAGAAUUUGAUUAAAUUUGAUGACUUGAAAAUAUUUCGCGGAAUGCGACUUUGUUAAGAUGUUUAACAGAACUCACCAGUUAAGAGAAUAAAUUAUAUAGAUAAAGUUUGGCAUUAAAACAUCAAAGAUAUAUUGACAGAAAACUUUUAAUAGGCCAAAUAAACUGUGUUAACAGAAGACUUCCGCUGUUCUCUAAAUGCUUGAGACUGGAGUUCUGAUGUAUGUAAUACAUUUAUGUGUAAGAUAAUAACGAGUGAUGUACUUCGGCUGUAUAUGUAGCGAUGUAUGUACAUGUGUAUCAUAGUGUUUUCAGUAUUCGCUAUUUUGUGAUGAUUGCUUGUCUAUGCCAGUGUCAUUGUGAUUAUUUGCAUUUAUUUUUUUUUUUCCUUUCAAUAUAUAAAAUGUACAUUUUAUAAGCAUAUAUACAGUUAACUUGAAUAUUUACAGUGCUAUUGAGUAUUGAAUUUGUAUUAACAAAAUAGAAACUUGACUUUUGGCCAUUUAUUUAUAAUAUUUGAAAUGGUAUGAAUUAGGUUUGACAGUUCUAGUAGGGCUUAACAUUGAAACAUAAAAUGUGAAUGUAACUAAUAUUGUACUAUGUUAGCCCAUGAUCUAGAUUUAAAUAAAUUGUAUUAUUGUUUUUAUAAAAUGUAUCUUGAUAUAUUACAAAUAAAUUAUUCAAAAUUCUGAAAAAAGAAA
Messenger RNA from Mercenaria mercenaria, 5659 nucleotides. Its product is annotated as zinc finger CCHC domain-containing protein 24-like. Lineage: Eukaryota; Metazoa; Mollusca; Bivalvia; Venerida; Veneridae. The record is from RefSeq and is a predicted model, not a curated record. Gene Ontology annotation, molecular function: nucleic acid binding; zinc ion binding. The transcript is spliced from 4 exons. Bases 68 to 742 code for a protein of 224 amino acids.